AUGUGGGCCAAGUCCGGCUCGGACCUAAGCCGGUCGUAUCUGCACUCCCAUGACAGUUCCUUAUUUUGCAUUACUAACUACAUAUUCAGUCAAACACAUCCCUUCCUCUUUUCUACUGCCGACAGAAUGUCCGAGGCCAUCUUAUCUGUUCAGGGCAUGACCUGUUCUGCAUGUACAGCGUCUGUCUCCGAAGCCUUGGAGCGAAUCCCUCAAGUUGUACUAGCUUCGGUCUCUCUACUAACCAAUGAGGCAAAAGUGACGUACAACGAACCGUUCGACCCCAAACUUUUGGUCGAGGCAAUAGAGAAUUGUGGUUUUGAUGCAGCACUCAUCAGCCAUAUCACCAAUGCCCCAAAUAAUGACAUUUCUGGUGACCUUUCCCAGACAACACUACUGAUUUCAGGCAUGACUUGCGGUGCAUGUUCCUCCAGUAUAACAGAAGCAAUCGAGAAACAGGAGGGCGUCAAGAAGUGCUCGGUGUCACUUUUGACCAACGAGGCCAAGAUAUCCCAUGCGAGCCUGGUAUCUCCGGAGUCUCUUCUAUCUGUUGUAGAGGACUGCGGCUUUGACGCUACAAUUGAGUCUACGUCACUGGCUUCGGGAAAUGCGCAAAAUACCAUUUUUCAAGUGACUGGCAUGACCUGCGGUGCCUGCUCUGCUUCGAUUACGGAGCGUUUGGAGUCGAUGGAUGGAGUCAUUUCAGCGGAUGUCUCUCAGAUAACGAAUGAGGCGGUCGUAACACAUACUGAUGAAGUGGAUGCAGAAGAGAUACGACAAGCCAUUGAAGACUGUGGUUUUGAUGCCGCUUUGCUACCUGCUCGACCACAACAUAGCAAUACUUCUGCAAGUAAGAUUGAGGACUUCACUCUCCAGAUCUAUGGUUUGACAGAUGCAACAGAACUCUCCACUUUUCAGUACAAUGUUGAGGCCGUCUUGAACAGUCUUGCGGGUGUGCUCUCAUUUCACUUCAAAUUCCAAAGUCAACAGGCGGAGGACGAGACUAGCAACCUCAAUGGCUCGAACAUUGAAAGUCUAAUAGACAUAUUACAGGUCCGUAUUUGCCCGGAUGUGACGGGCGUGAGAGUUUUAGUGGACGCAUUGAAUGCUAUUGACGACCAGUUCAACUUCACGAUAUUCAACUCUAUUGACCAGUCAUUGGCUUCGCAAUUGAAGAUACUAUCUAAAGCUAACGACAUUCAAUUCUGGCGUAAAAAUUUCUUCCUCGCUCUCAUCUUUGGUAUACCUACCAUCGUCCUCAAUGCACUUCAAGGUCUACAGUUUUGGAAGGAGUUCAUGAUCAUGGACGGUCUCUUCCUUGUGAGUAUCUUGCAACUAGCCCUAGCCUCUUUCGUUCUCUUUGUAUUGGGGGCGCCAUUUUUCAAAAGAUUCAAAUUCUUUCUUCUCAACAAGGGCCAUGGUGCCAAUAUGGAUGUCUUGGUUUGUAUCUCCUCAAGCAUUACGUAUUGUUUCUCUAUCACUUCUAUUUCCCUUUCAGUAUGGUCUGGUGAAUCCAGCAAGCCUCCGAAAGUGCUCUUCGAUACUAUAGUGAUGCUUGUGUGUUUUGUUUCUUUCGGUAAAUGGAUCGAAAACAAAGCAAAAGGUGCAACUUCCUUUGCGUUGUCGCGUCUAUUGUCAUUGACUCCUACCACUUGCCUGAUUGUUGUGUUUGAUGGCGAAUUUGACAUUAAUGAGCCUGAGGCCCUUUCAAAGUUCCCAGUACGAGAGUUAUCAAUUGACUUAAUUCAAAAUGAAGAUAUUGUUGUUGUCACCCCUGGAGGCAAAAUGCCAGUUGAUGGUAUCAUAAUUUAUGGUAACACCGAAAUUGACGAAUCAGUGGUAACUGGAGAAUCUCUCCCAGUGCACAAAGAACGCGGUAGCAGGGUAAUUGGAGGAUCUAUCAAUGGACCUUCAGUCAUCUACGUUAAAGUCACAGGAGCUGGUAAAAAUUCGCAACUUCACCAGAUUAUCAACAUCGUUAAAGACUCGCAAGUUAACAAAGCGCCUGUUCAACGUUUUGCCGACUACAUUGCCGCAAGAUUUGUCUUCUUUAUCUUAGGUUUGUCUGUGCUCACUCUUGUCUUUUGGAUAGUUUGCGCAAAGUUUUACGCAAAUGUCCUUCCUACCAUCUUCCACAAAGAUCUCAACGGAAAGUACUUUGUUUGCUUCAAACUUGCUAUUUCUGUUAUUGUUGUGGCAUGUCCAUGUGCCUUAGGACUUGCAGCACCUACUGCAGUUAUGGUUGGUACUGGUGUUGGAGCAAGCCACGGUGCACUCAUCAAAGGCGGUGACAUUUUGGAGAAGGCCAGUGAUAUAAACGUAAUUCUCUUUGACAAAACCGGCACUUUGACAAGCGGAGAGAUGGAAGUCGUUAAUUUCAAGCAAAUCGAGAACAAACUAAAUUUAUCGGGUGAGGAGUUUUGGAGUCUAAUCGGCUCGUUAGAGGCAAACUCAGAACAUCCAACAGCCAAAGCCUUGGUAAAAAAGGCAAGGGGUUUACUUAAGAAAACUUUCGAAGAAGAUACAUUUGAUGGUGCCGUUUCAGACUUAAUUGUUACUCCGGGUAUGGGCCUCUCCGCCAAUGUAAACAUAAAUGGAGUUCUUCGAAGCAUUGCUGUUGGUAACACAAAGCUCAUUGUCAAGAAUUAUCCAGAUGCGAGACAUCUGUUGGCGAAAGUGCUUGAAAAUGAGUUGGCGGACUCCAUUUCAAGUAUUUGCCACGUCGUGAUAGACGAUCAAUAUUGCGGAUACGCGGAGCUCUCCGACUCGAUUAAACCUUGUGCCCGUGACGUUGUCCAAUACUUACAAAGUGUUGGACAUUAUCAAGUCGGCAUGGUGACAGGAGACAGUCUCAAAGUUGCGCAAAAAGUUGGUGACCAAGUCGGCAUACCCAGGGGAAGCAUCUUUGCUGAUGUUUUGCCGAUUGAAAAAGACAAAAUUGUGGAUGAUAUUAGACAAAGAUUUGGCGGGUCCAAGAAUGUCUCAAUCGCGUUUGUCGGUGACGGUAUCAACGACGCGCCGGCCCUUGUCAGAGCUGAUUUGGGAAUGGCAAUCAGUUCUGGUACCGAUAUUGCGGUGGACUCUGCGGAUAUCGUACUUUUGGGAUCAGAAGGCAGCACCAACGAUCUCUAUGGAAUCGUAACUGCCCUUGAUGUCUCAAAAGCCACUUUUAGUAAGAUCAAGUGGAACUUCUUCUGUGCUUCCAUCUACAACGUUUUCAUGUUACCGUUUGCAAUGGGCUGUUUCCUUCCCUUCAAUUUGAUGCUUUCACCCGUUGCAGCAGCGGGUGCCAUGGCAUGUAGCUCUAUCAGCGUGGUUCUCAACUCUUUGUUGUUAAAAUAUUGGACGCCGCCCAAAAUCAAAGACCACGAGCUCACCAGUGUUGAUGAAAGUGAUAUCAACAGCUUCUCGUUGAAAGAUUCCACCGUCGAUGACUUCAACUACGUGAAACGUCAGAACGUCAUACGCAAACUCAACUGGUUCAGUCGCAGACGGGCCGGGGGACUUCUGUCGAAAUUCAUUCCCAAAGAGAAUCACGAAUAUGAACUCAUUCUGUCAAAUUAA
This is a messenger RNA of Australozyma saopauloensis, 3561 nucleotides long. RefSeq names its product Cu(2+)-transporting P-type ATPase (gene CCC2). The coding region runs from base 1 to 3561 and encodes 1186 amino acids. NCBI's taxonomy places the organism in Eukaryota, Fungi, Ascomycota, Pichiomycetes, Serinales, Metschnikowiaceae. The transcript has a single exon. Gene Ontology annotation, cellular component: membrane. The record is from RefSeq and is a predicted model, not a curated record. Gene Ontology annotation, biological process: copper ion homeostasis; monoatomic cation transport. Gene Ontology annotation, molecular function: copper ion binding; ATP binding; P-type divalent copper transporter activity.